CGACCUCACCAAAACCCAGAACCCCCGUGGCGCGCCGUCGCCAGUCGCCAUCCCGCUCCCCAAUUCGCUGCCCGGAAAUGGCGACCGCCUCUCUCUUCUCUCCCCCCUCGCUCCGCCUUCUCUCCCGCACCACCGCCCGCCUGUCCCGCUUCCAGACGCUAGCCGCGAGGAAGCCGCCGGCCUCCACCGUCAGCGGCGGCGGCGGCGGAGGAGGAGGAGGCAAAGGGGGCGGGCUGCUGUCGGUGCUGGACCGGGCGCUGGCGGACGAGGAGGAGUACCGGCGCGCGCGAGCACAGGUGCAGCGCAAGGGCGUGGAGGUGGAAGGGUACGCCAUCGAGGGCAUCUCGGUGGGCGGGCACGAGACCUGCGUCACCGUGCCGUCGCUGAACGUCGCGUUCGACAUCGGCCGCGGGCCACCGUUCGCCGUCAGCCAGGACUACCUCUUCAUCACCCACGCCCACCUCGACCACAUCGGUGGUCUCCCUAUGUACAUAGCUACCCGUGGUCUCUACAACUUGAAGCCUCCUACUGUAUUUGUACCGCCCUGCAUCAAGGAUGAUGUUGAGGAGCUGCUUCAGGUCCAUCGUAGAAUGAGUCAAAUUGAACUGAGCGUUGAAUUAGUUGCACUUGAUUUGGGGGAGACAUAUGAAAUACGUAAUGAUCUUGUUGCCAGGCCAUUUCAAACUUACCAUGCUAUACCCAGCCAGGGUUAUGUCAUCUACUCUAUUCGAAGAAAAUUGAAAAAGCAGUAUGCUCAUUUGAAAGGUAGUCAGAUAAUGAAAUUGAAGCAAUCAGGAACUGAGAUUACAGAUACCAUACUGUACCCAGAAGUUGCCUUCACAGGAGAUACAAAGUCGGAUUUUAUUCUUGACCCAAGAAAUGCAGAUGCCCUUAGAGCAAAGGUCCUCAUAACUGAGGCAACCUUCCUUGAUGACCACGUUGAUGUUGAGCAUGCUAGGGAGCAUGGCCACAUGCAUCUGUCUGAGAUAAUGGAGAAUUCGCAGUGGUUUAGAAAUGAAACGAUUGUACUCACUCAUUUCUCAAAUCGAUAUAGUCUUGAGGAUAUUCGACAGGCUGUUUCCAGGCUACAACCUAAGUUACAUUCUAAGGUCGUUGCUCUGACAGAAGGCUUCAAAUCUGAACAUAGAUAAUUGUAUGUAAGAAUAUCUGGUGUUUCUCGAUCUUGCCCUAGUUUACUGAAUGUAUGUUAACAUCGGGAACUGGUUAUUUUGUUAAAGAAAAGGAGAUCUACUUAUAGAUAUGUCUGUGUUGUGUGCAGUGUGCUCACUUGUAAUUCCACUAUCACACAAAUGAGAUGUUCAAAAUACAUAACCUUUUCUUAGAUA
Molecule: messenger RNA, 1346 nt
Organism: Setaria italica (foxtail millet)
Lineage: Eukaryota; Viridiplantae; Streptophyta; Magnoliopsida; Poales; Poaceae
Product: tRNase Z TRZ2, chloroplastic
Exons: 8
Coding region: 78-1151 (357 amino acids)
Source: RefSeq, a predicted model, not a curated record